GCGGCCGCCACGCUGCUGCCGCUGCCUACCGCGAGCAUGCCCUGGCCAUGCGCGAGCAGAUCCUGGCAGCUCAGCGCGCGGGCAUUCCAGCCCACCUGCUGCUGUCGGAUCGUGACUUCACGCCGGAGGACUACGAGCUAUUGUGCCGUUUGGACGAGCAGGUGGAAAACCGCAAGGGCGCCAAGGACGAGCAGCUGGCAGCGCUGCCGACCGAGGUGGUGGGCGCGGAGGGCCGCCGACGGAGCGACGGCGUUCCCUCCACGUGUAUCAUUUGCAUGGAGGAGAUUGCGCCGGGGGACGUCCUGAAGCGGUUGCCAUGUUUGCACGAUUUCCACGGCGACUGCGUGGAUACUUGGCUGAGGACGAAGGCGUGCUGCCCCGUUUGCCAGCGCGGCUUGGACCCUUCGACGUGAUGCCGAGUGUAUCUUUUUGGUGGUGGACGGAAAGUCGGUGGGAGGCCGUCUGGGGGCGGAGACUUUGUAGGUGUGUUGUGUGUGGAGCUGACACACGCGUGUGCCGUCGUCAUGUGUUCCCACCCCGCGGCUCAGAUCUCCAUGGAACACCGGACCGGGGUGUGUGCCCC
Messenger RNA from Volvox carteri f. nagariensis, 583 nucleotides. RefSeq lists its product as uncharacterized. Gene Ontology annotation, molecular function: zinc ion binding. The transcript has a single exon. The record is from RefSeq and is a predicted model, not a curated record. Bases 48 to 413 code for a protein of 121 amino acids. NCBI's taxonomy places the organism in Eukaryota, Viridiplantae, Chlorophyta, Chlorophyceae, Chlamydomonadales, Volvocaceae.